This is a messenger RNA of Odocoileus virginianus texanus, 2289 nucleotides long. The record is from RefSeq and is a predicted model, not a curated record. Lineage: Eukaryota; Metazoa; Chordata; Mammalia; Artiodactyla; Cervidae.
AUGACGGCCUCUGUCACCCACUGUCCUCCCAUCCGGCCUUCUCUCGCCUCUCUUCAUGUUGUAACCCAAAUUGCCCUGAGCCAUCAGCUCCUCGUCUGUCUUACAGACACCGAUGGCAACGGGUACAUCAGCUGCAAUGAACUGAAUGACUUGUUCAAGGCUGCCUGCUUGCCUCUGCCUGGGUACAGGGUGAGAGAAAUUACAGAAAACCUGAUGGCCACGGGUGACCUGGACCAGGAUGGGAAGAUCAGCUUUGAUGAGUUUAUCAAGGUUUUUCAUGGCCUGAAAAGCACAGAGGUUGCCAAGACCUUUAGAAAAGCCAUCAACAAGAAGGAAGGGAUUUGUGCGAUCGGGGGCACUUCCGAGCAGUCUAGUGUUGGCACUCAACACUCCUACUCAGAGGAAGAGAAGUAUGCCUUUGUCAACUGGGUAAACAAAGCCCUGGAAAAUGACCCCGAUUGUCGGCACGUCAUCCCAAUGGAUCCUAACACCAAUGAUCUCUUCAGUGCUGUUGGAGAUGGCAUCGUGCUUUGUAAAAUGAUCAAUCUGUCAGUGCCGGACACAAUUGAUGAGAGGACAAUCAACAAAAAGAAACUCACCCCUUUCACCAUUCAGGAAAAUUUGAACCUGGCUCUGAACUCUGCCUCAGCCAUUGGGUGCCACGUGGUUAAUAUCGGCGCUGAGGACUUAAAGGAGGGGAAGCCUUACCUGGUCCUGGGGCUGUUGUGGCAGGUCAUCAAGAUCGGGUUAUUUGCCGACAUCGAGCUCAGCAGAAAUGAAGCGCUGGCUGCUCUUCUGAGAGAAGGGGAGAGCCUGGAGGACCUGAUGAAACUCUCUCCGGAGGAGCUCCUGCUGAGAUGGGCUAACUACCACCUGGAAAAUGCAGGCUGCAACAAAAUCAACAACUUCAGCAGCGACAUCAAGGACUCGAAAGCUUAUUACCACCUGCUUGAACAGGUGGCUCCAAAAGGAGAUGAAGAAGGUAUUCCUGCUGUUGUUAUUGACAUGUCAGGACUGAGGGAGAAGGACGACAUCCAGAGGGCAGAAUGCAUGUUGCAGCAGGCGGAGAGGCUGGGCUGCCGCCAGUUUGUCACAGCCACGGAUGUUGUCCGAGGGAACCCCAAGCUGAACUUGGCUUUUAUUGCCAACCUCUUUAACAAAUACCCUGCCCUGCACAAGCCUGAGAACCAGGACAUCGACUGGGGGGCUCUUGAAGGUGAGACGAGAGAAGAAAGGACGUUUAGGAACUGGAUGAACUCCUUGGGUGUAAACCCACGAGUCAACCACUUGUACAGUGACUUAUCAGAUGCCCUGGUCAUCUUCCAGCUCUAUGAAAAGAUUAAAGUCCCUGUUGAUUGGAACAGAGUAAACAAACCACCAUACCCCAAACUGGGGGGUAACAUGAAGAAGCUUGAGAAUUGUAACUAUGCAGUGGAACUGGGGAAGAAUCAAGCAAAGUUCUCCCUGGUUGGCAUUGGUGGACAAGAUCUCAAUGAAGGAAACCGCACCCUAACGUUGGCCUUGGUCUGGCAGUUAAUGAGAAGGUACACACUGAAUAUUCUUGAAGAAAUUGGAGGUGGGCAGAAGGUCAAUGAUGACACUAUUGUCAGCUGGGUGAAUGAAACAUUGAAGGAAGCGGAGAAGAAUUCAUCCAUCUCUAGUUUCAAGGACCCGAAGAUCAGCACAAGCCUGCCAGUCCUUGACCUCAUCGAUGCCAUUCAGCCAGGUUCCAUUAACUAUGACCUUCUGAAGACGGAGAACCUGGACGAAGAAGAGAAACUCAACAACGCAAAGUAUGCCAUCUCUAUGGCCCGAAAAAUUGGAGCGAGAGUGUAUGCGCUUCCAGAAGACUUGGUGGAAGUGAACCCCAAGAUGGUCAUGACCGUGUUCGCUUGCCUCAUGGGGAAAGGAAUGAAGAGGGUGUAAGGCCCAGCGGGCGGGCCGGGGGGGUGUGCGCGGGUCUCUGGCUGCUCAGGGCCGGGUGCUCCCAGGAAACACGGGAGGAGUCAGCCAUUCCAAAGUUUCAACUUGAUGACAUUAUACACGGUUCCAAAAAAAAAAAAUGUAUGUCUGUUCAGCCAAGUAGCCUUCGUGUAUUUAACAAAAAGUGCUUUAUUCUUUGCAAAAGACCCAGUCUCUUACAAAUAUUUUUUUAUCUUUGAAUUGAUUGCUUCUUUGAAAAUGUAGAGAAAAAGAGAUCUUACUUCCCAGGCACCAUUCCUGCCUUUGCUAUGCAGUCAGGUAUAGAAGCCUCAAAUGUAGUUCAUUUUAACAUAAUCUUUCAAACCA